AUUCCCCUCGGACACAACAACAAAAAACAUCCCAGAUGGCUCGUUGUAUUCUCGCCCUCGCCGCCUUGAUGCUCUUCUCCUUUCGCACCUCAUCCUCAGCCUGUAACGUCCAAGACAGAAGAGCCCUCCUCGCCUUCAGAGACUCCUUCCCCCCAAACUCACUCCCGUCUUGGACCUCAGCCUCCGAUUGCUGCUUCUGGCAAGGCGUCCGAUGCAGCAAGCGCACUGGCCGCGUCAGGCUCCUCUCCAUCUUCAAGAACAAGAACCUCACCGGCGCGAUCCCCCCAUCCAUCGGCAGCCUUCCUUAUCUCGAAAGCAUCGCCCUCCGUCGCCUUCCUAACCUCGUCGGCCCCAUCCCUCCCCAAAUCUCCAACCUCAGGAAACUUCAAUUCCUUACCAUUUAUGAAACCAAAGUCUCCGGCCCAAUCCCCAACAUCUUCUCCAAAAUGCCUCAGCUCAAAGAGAUCAAUCUUUUAAACAACAACAUCACGGGCUCGAUCCCUGCCUCUAUCGGUGACAUCCCCAACCUCUUUACGCUCGAUUUGUCGGGCAACAGACUAACAGGGACCAUCCCGGCAUCUCUCUUCUCCAGGGCUGUGAGCUCGAUUACCCCGGACCUCGAUUUGUCGAACAACAUGCUGACUGGAGACUUACCGUUGUCAUUUAAUAAAGUCAGAUUCACUAACUUCGACUUGUCGAAUAACAACCUCACUGGGAGCUCGGCUUGGGUCCUCUUCGGCAACUCAAAGCCAGUUACUCAGAUAGGCUUGAACAGCAAUGAGAUGGUGUUUAACAUGUCGAAGAUAGAGGAUUUUCCUGUGAACUUGACGUAUUUGGAUAUUAGUCACAAUAAGAUUUUUGGGGCCAUAUCAGAUAAAAUUACUCACUUGACUAAUCUUGUUUACUUGGAUGUGAGCAACAACCAUUUGUGUGGAAAGAUUCCAAGCGGAGGUAAGUUCAGAGAUUUCGGUCCUCAGGCGUACCAGAAUAACACUUGCCUUUGCGGAACACCGCUGCCUCCAUGCAAAUGAAGAGAUGUCAGCACCAAAAGGCUGUAUGCAUUACUUUCCUAUUAUGGAAUUUAUAUUCCAAAUAUUUUAAGAUGCUGCGUCAUUAUAUAUGAGCAGAUUUAGUAGAUGAAUCAUGAGUUCGAAUGAUCGAAUUCAGAAGGCAGUUGCAAUAUUCAGUUUAUCUCUAUUCUGUUCCAUGUGGUAUGGUAGCUGUAAUUCCUCAAGUUUUUAUAUGAAAAUAGAUUUUAGUAAA
This is a messenger RNA of Asparagus officinalis (garden asparagus), 1263 nucleotides long. RefSeq names its product polygalacturonase inhibitor-like. The transcript has a single exon. Gene Ontology annotation, molecular function: protein binding. Lineage: Eukaryota; Viridiplantae; Streptophyta; Magnoliopsida; Asparagales; Asparagaceae. The record is from RefSeq and is a predicted model, not a curated record. Bases 36 to 1031 code for a protein of 331 amino acids.